Molecule: messenger RNA, 1371 nt
Organism: Aspergillus mulundensis
Lineage: Eukaryota; Fungi; Ascomycota; Eurotiomycetes; Eurotiales; Aspergillaceae
Product: zinc metalloprotease
Exons: 5
Coding region: 1-1371 (456 amino acids)
Biological process (GO): CAAX-box protein processing
Cellular component (GO): endoplasmic reticulum membrane
Molecular function (GO): metalloendopeptidase activity
Source: RefSeq, a predicted model, not a curated record
AUGUGGAUUCUCGACCAACUGGCGCGUCUACUGGACCGCCCCCUCUUCCCAUGGAAAAACGUACUCGUCGGCUUUUCCCUAGGGCAAUUCAUCCUUGAAGGGCUUCUGUCAUUUCGUCAGUACAAGGUUCUUCAGCGAACCAAGGCUCCGAAGGUACUCGAAGGCGAAGUCUCUCAGAAGGUUUAUGAUCAGAGUCAGGCAUACGGUCGCGCAAAGGCAAAGUUUGGUUUCAUCUCCGGUUUAUAUGGUCAAGUCCAGAAUCUCGCGUUUAUCUAUGGCGAUGUGCUCCCCAAGCUAUGGGGGCUCAGCGGCCUUAUGUUGGCGCAAUACCUUCCUGCUCGGUUCCAGGGUGAAAUACCCCAGACGCUCCUGUUUCUCUUUGGAUUCAACCUCAUAAGCACUGUUCUCUCACUCCCGAUAUCCUACUACAACACGUUCGUGCUUGAGGAGAAGUUCGGCUUCAACAAGCAGACGGUGAAGCUCUGGAUCUCCGACCUGCUCAAGGGACAAAUGCUCGGUAUCGUUCUGGGCACUCCCAUUAUCAGUGCUGUCCUUAAGAUCGUUCAGAAAACCGGGACUUCGUGCUUCUACUACCUUUGGCUCUUUGGUGUCUUCGUUCAGGUCUUCGCCAUCACCAUCUACCCCAUUGUCAUUCUGCCUUUGUUCAACAAAUUGUCUCCUCUUGAACCCGGUGCAAUCAAGACUGGCGUUGAGAAUCUGGCGAAGAAGCUCAACUUUCCACUCCAGGAAUUGCAUGUCAUUGACGGUAGCAAGCGCAGUGCACACAGCAAUGCCUACUUUUUCGGCCUCCCCUGGAAGAAGCACAUUGUCAUCUACGAUACCUUGAUUGAGAAAAGCGAGCCCGAGGAAGUGGUCGCUGUUCUGAGCCACGAACUUGGCCACUGGAGCCUUAGCCACACCACCAAGCUGUUCGGCAUUGCUCAAUUCCACAUGUUCUAUAUCUUCGCUCUUUUCUCGGCCUUCGUGAAUAAUAGAUCGCUCUACCAGUCCUUCGGCUUUCACACCGAGCAGCCUAUCAUGAUUGGAUUCCUUCUCUUCUCUGAUGCCCUGGCACCAAUGGAUGCUGUCGUCAAGCUUCUGAUGAACAUCCUUAGUCGCAAGUUCGAAUUCGAAGCGGACGCAUUUGCUGUGAACCUCGGAUACUCCGAGGAGCUUUCCCAGUCGCUUCUCAAGCUCCAAAUCCAAAACCUGAGCACCAUGGAUGCGGACUGGAUGUACGCUAGCUACCAUUACUCUCACCCAAUUCUCUCCGAGAGGCUCAAGGCCCUUGGCUGGAAGGGCGGAAAGGUCACAGACCACAAGGAGGAAGACAGUGAUAAGCCUGUCAAGGCUGCCGACCGCGAACUUUAA